Ixodes scapularis (black-legged tick) is the source of this 4383-nucleotide messenger RNA. Its product is annotated as pyruvate kinase PKM. Gene Ontology annotation, biological process: glycolytic process. NCBI's taxonomy places the organism in Eukaryota, Metazoa, Arthropoda, Arachnida, Ixodida, Ixodidae. The transcript is spliced from 11 exons. Bases 1262 to 2863 code for a protein of 533 amino acids. The record is from RefSeq and is a predicted model, not a curated record. Gene Ontology annotation, molecular function: potassium ion binding; magnesium ion binding; pyruvate kinase activity. Gene Ontology annotation, cellular component: cytoplasm.
ACGUGGUCGGUGGUCGCUCCUGCCCGCUCGCAAAGUUCCCGCGGCUCCAUGUUCUUGAUUGAGAUAAGAUUAUGGACAUUAACCUGAGACAUCUGUGACGGUCGCUGCUUGACGGGUGGAGCAAGUGGAACGCGUUUAUUUUUUGUCGAAGCUUACAACGAAGCAGUCUUUGCGCAGUGUCGUCAGACAGACAGUAUACGUUGUUUCAUGCUCUUGGUAAGUGCGUAGUAUAUACUAUCGCGCACAAACUAUACCAAAACGCAUCUGUGCCGACAAAAUUUGAGAGUCCAAAGGCAGCUGAGGCAGCGGCCAACGUUACGUAGCGGGUAAGUCUUACGUAACCUGCCACUCGGAAGGUCACCUCGUUGGACAGGAAGCCGGCCAGUAGUCCGAUACGACGUUGGGCAAGAGUCUCCGAUAAGAGCCAUUUGACUGUUCUACGCUAAUCUGCUGAUAAAAAAAGCAGCCAUGUCUCAGGAAGUGGCCAAGCCGGCCCAGGUGCACGCCAUCCACGCCAACACCCUGCUAGAGCACCUGAGCACCUUGGACAUCAACCAGGCGCCGUCUUUCGUGCGACUCACGGGCAUCAUAUGCACCAUCGGUGAGGACCCUUUGCCUCGCUCACACCGAUUCAUUCAUUUCGUUUUUCGGGUGUCUCUCGUAUUGCGUUGCCGAAUCGUUAAAAAUUUAUCGUAAAUCUAGCUUUAAAAAAAAAAAGUGAAAACGUGUAAGUUAGAUUAAAAUUAUAUUGUUCUUCACAUUUUACGAAAGUUCAAAUUAAGUUAAGCUUUGGCCUUUGGAGCUAGGUUUCCCCCAUGAUGCGGCAGCACAGCUCUCACAUUUUCAGGUAAUGGAUCACUUGCGCAUCUCUUGCUUUUAGUAGCCUGUAGCCUUUACCUGAACUGCAAGAAAAUAUUUUGAGAUGCUAUAGGGUAAUAUCCCUCAUAAGCACCGGCCAACUGUUAUUAUUAUGAGAGUUUGCUUGGGCGGAGCUAACUAAUCGGGCGUUUAGCAUUAACCCUGUGCUGCUUGGAUUAGUUGUGCAAAAGGCAUUUAAUAGGCUGUUUGUUUCAGCUUUUAGAGGUCUUGUAGCUGUGGUAGCUCUUGGUGAAGAGAAGAUUUGAACCUCUCACUCAAAUCUUAUAUUGUAGAAGAACCUGUGGUUGGGCUGAUUGGUGAACGUUGGAAAUCAGUCUGUUCAUUUCCAGCGCCUGUAUGUCUGUUUUCUCUCUUGUGCCCAUUGUUUUUUGCACCUUACACCAUGAUUUCCAAAUCUUAUAUUGUGAACCUGAGGGAUGCAUUUUUUUACUUAAAUAGUUCUUCCAAUAUAUAUAUUUUUUAUAAAAACUUUGGAACUUCUUUUUAUAGCCUUUUUUGGUAUUUCAAGUGGCAGCAUGAAAACAUAAUUUCUGGAAUUCCAGGCCCUGCUUCGAAGGAUGUGCCGGUGCUGGUUAACAUGAUGAAGGCUGGCAUGAACAUUGCCAGGUUGAAUUUCUCCCAUGGUACUUAUGAGUACCACGCAGGCACCAUCAAGAAUGUGCGGGAGGCAGAGCGUUUGCUGAAUGAGGAGGUGAAACCUGAUACGCGCCAUGUUGCAAUCGCCCUCGAUACCAAGGGCCCAGAGAUCCGCACCGGGCUUCUCAAAGGGGGGCCAUCAGCAGAAGUGGAGCUUGUGAAGGGGGAGAUGAUUACCAUCACGACAGACCCAUCAUUCAAGGAGUCCUGCGAUGAAAAGACACUUUACGUCGACUACGAGAACAUCACCAAGGUUCUGAAUGUAAACAGCAAGAUUUUUAUCGACGACGGCCUUAUUUCAGUGGUGGUAAAGCAAGUUGGGCCCGUGUCCCUGGAGUGCUUCAUUGAGAAUGGAGGCAUGCUGGGCAGCAAGAAGGGGGUGAACCUGCCGGGGGCACUGGUCGACCUGCCAGCAGUGUCAGAGAAGGACAAGCAAGACCUCCUCUUCGGCGUGGAGCAAGGGGUGGACAUGAUCUUUGCAUCCUUCAUCCGAAAUGCAGCUGGUGUGAAAGAAAUUCGCAGCGUGCUCGGAGAAAAGGGAAAGGAUAUCAAGAUCAUAUGCAAGAUCGAAAACGAUGAGGGCGUUCGAAAGAUCGACGAGAUCAUCGACGAAACAGACGGCAUCAUGGUGGCUCGAGGCGACCUGGGCAUCGAGAUUCCCCCCGAGAAGGUGUUCCUGGCUCAGAAGAUGAUGAUCGCAAAGUGCAACAUGGUCGGCAAGCCAGUCAUUUGCGCCACUCAGAUGCUGGAGAGCAUGGUGAAGAAGCCUCGGCCCACGCGUGCCGAGGCCUCUGACGUGGCCAAUGCGGUGCUGGACGGCGCCGACUGCGUGAUGCUCUCCGGCGAGACAGCCAAGGGGGACUACCCGCUGGAGACGGUGCAGAUCAUGCACGCCAUCUGCGUGGAGGCCGAGGCGGCCUUCUACCAGAAGGACGUCUUCAUCCACCUGUCGCACAUCGCCCCGUGCCCCACGGACGGCACCCACACCAUUGCCAUCGCUGCCGUCAGCGCCUCUAUCAAGUGCCUCGCCUCGGCCAUCGUGGUCAUCACCACCACUGGGAGGACGGCCCACCUGAUAGCCAAGUACCGGCCACGCUGUCCCAUCUUGGCCAUCUCGAGGGUUGAACAGACCAUCCGCCAGUCCCACCUCUACAGGGGUAUCCUGCCUCUGCUCUAUUCAGGCGACCGCCACCCAGACUGGCCCAUGGACGUGGACUCCCGCAUCGAGUACGCCCUCGAGAUCGGCAAGAGCCGCGGCUUCCUGCGCAAGGACGAUGCCGUCAUCGUGGUGACAGGGUGGCGCAAGGGCGCCGGAGCCACCAACACCCUGCGCAUUGUGUACGUCUAGAGCUCGGGAGCUGGGACGCGGCUAGGGCCUGUCGGCGUCACUAGAGUGUGCCGCGAAUUGUCAAAGGGUCUCCCCAAUGCGGAGGAUGUGCAGAAAAAUCCAAACGAAGCGCGAAUCAGAGUGUUGGGUCGUAGGACCUGCGCAGGAGUCGGAUAGCAGUCUUUCAUAGCCCUUGCGGUUCAAAACUAAAUUAUAGGACCUUUGGUCGGUCUCUGCACAAAACUAAAUUAUUUGACCUUCGGUCGGUCUCUGCACCGAGAAGGCUGUAAAUUUUGUUGCAUUGAUAUUUAUUUGGGCCAGGAUUGCUGUGCACGAGCACAUAGUAGUUGCCGCACUUUUGCGGACCUUUCUCUGUAUGGUUCAUAUGUUUCGAACUCCUGGCUGUCUGUAAGAGAAUAGAGCGCAUUAGUCUGGGCACAUUUAAGCGGCUCUGGAAGCGGUAGCACGUCCCAGAUACUGUGGCUUCUUCCGCAAAACUUGCUUCGUGCAAGCCUCAUUUCAUUGUUCCGACGACAAGAGGGAAUUCUUUUGGACAUGUUUUAGCGGAUAUUGCCAGCUCGUUUGCAAGGAGGGAAACUUGCGAGCCUUCGUUACAAUCGUGUUACCUCGAGUAAUUUUUUGAUGGCCCCUUCCCCAAACAUAGUAUUUGUGAGACCUGUGGAAAAGCUGUACAUAAUGAAGUAAUUGAGGUCUGCAUCAUGCAGUUGCCACUGAAGUGAGGUAGCCUGCAUACAUAUACCCUUACGACCCGAAUAUGAUGUAGAAUGUAUACCUGUUGUGAAAAAACGGUCUCUGGACGCCCGACGGGGGUGGGGGGCGAUGGGCCAGGCUACCUUUGACUGCCGCUGUAUUUGUUGUGGAGUGAACACGUGCUCUGUAACCACUGCCUUCACAAUCUGUGGCGGUUGCAUUUUGCUCUUUGUGGUGUUAAUUUUAGGCAUCUUUAAAACUGGAUAGCCAUUACAGAUUUUUGUUUAGGUAUGUCCGCACCCAUCCACUAGAAGAAAAACAAUGUUAUGCUUGCUUUUUACAAGCUUUGGAGGUUGUCUUAUUGAAUCAACAUUGCGCUUAAUUUGAUACCUUGCAGCUGUCUUAUUUCAGUCUGUGAUAGCUUUUUUUUGAUGGAGGUCAACAUAGGCAUACCUCCGUGUUGCUUUUUCUCUAGUCCUAUUGCACAAUUUUGGCUUCUAUUUAUUACACACUGAUGUAGCAGUUUAGAUUCUUUUUUUUUUCUUUCUGCAAAAUAUAUUUAAUGUACAACUGUUGCAGAGCUUCUAUGCGCACUUUACAUUGUUGUCUUUGGGGCUUUUUUUUUUUUUUUUUCCUUUUUGGGCUACAUAGGGCUUAUAUGCACUCUGAACAUACAUAUGUUGCGGCUCUAUACACGUCUAAUUUUACUCAAUUUUCAAAGUGGUGUUAAGUUAUGCGGCUUUAUAAUACUGUAAAACGUCUUGAAUGUUACUUGUUUCAUUUCCCUGAAUAAUAAAGUUUUCCCGUCCUGAAAAGGAGGGAGACAAGGG